UUCCUUCGUUCCCUUAAAGCCCAUCACAUUCACAUACUCAACUCUCUCUUUCUCUCUCUACUCUCACCCCAAUUUCUGUGGCGGCUCUCUCUCUACUUCUUCUCUUCUGAGAUUGAGAUUUGGAUCCAUCUUCUUCUCCUUCUUCUUCUUUGAUUCGAUCUCCUUCUUCUUCUCACGAUCUCUGUUGGGUUGGGUUGAGUUGAGCUCUUCAACUUCAACUUCAACAACAGCCAUGGUAGCCCAACAACCUCAACCUCAGCCUCAACCCUCUUCCCAAGAUGAGGCCUUGAAGAGGAACACCGAUUGUGUCUACUUUCUUGCUUCUCCCUUGACAUGCAAAAAGGGAAAUGAAUGUGAGUACCGACACAGCGAGUACGCACGUGUUAAUCCUAGGGAUUGUUGGUAUUGGUUGAAUGGCAAUUGCUUGAAUCCCAAAUGUUCAUUUCGUCAUCCGCCUCUUGAUGGGUUAUUAGGAACACAGACAGCAACGGCUGGUGGACCAUCUGUACCCCCACCACAGAUUCCAACUACGACUGCAACGCAUGCUCCGUAUAAUUCUGGUAAACCUGUUCCCUGCAUUUUCUUCCAAAAGGGGCUUUGCUUAAAAGGUGACAGGUGUGCCUUCUUGCAUGGACCGAAUCCUAACACUGGUAAUAAAGCAGCUGCUCAGGUCCCAAUGACUAGCCAAGGAGCUGAGAAUCCUAGUUUUAAGAGGCCUUUUGGUGUAAUUGAAAAAUAUGCUCAGGAAAGGAAAAGUUCCCAGGGAAAUUUUGCAAGGUCAGUUGGGGGCCAUGAUGUUAAACCUGCCCAACAAGUUGAAACUGCUCCACAAAGAAAUAUGCUUGAAUUGGAGAAGCAAGGGCCACCACCAUCAGCAGGAUUUGAUAAUGAGGCUUCCAGAUUCAAGAUAGCUAGUACUCCACCUCUGACCAAUGGGCCUUCUGCUGUGGCCCAGUCAAACCGUCUGCAUCAAGCUCGUGUGCCAGAUGAUCAUAGUUUCCACAGUGGUAAGGACGGUGAUGAGUUUCUCCGAGAAUCCUCUCCUGGGUUUGAUGUUCUUGUAGCUGAUGAACUUAGAAAUUCUGAUUACUACCAUGAGGAUGAAUUUGGUAAAGCAAGAGCUCAAGAUGAAAGGACCUUAGACUCUUUGGAUGAAUAUGAUUUAGGACAUUCUGCUAAUUAUAGUUUAGCGGCUGAUAUUGAUCAAGAAAGGUUUCGUGUGCCCCAAGGUUAUGAGUCAUAUGAUCACAUGCAGGAGCCAUAUGUUUGGGAGCAGCAGCAGCAUAGAAAGGCUUCAGCCCAUUUAGAAAGAAGGACUCACCAUAGAUCUGGCAGUCCUGAAAAUGCUGAGGUCUCGGAUCUUCGACAUCAUUUAUCCAAGCGCAGGAAGGUCAAUGGUUUGAAAUCUGUUGUCACUCAUGAUUAUGACCCUGAGAGCCACAGUGAGGAACAAGGUCACCGGUUCUUCUCUCGAAAGGAUUCGCACCAGUUACCUUUGAAUGAGAGCUCCCUCAGUAAUCGCUUCCGAGGCAGGAUAAAACUUCCAGCAAAUGGUGGUAGUGAUCACACAGACAGGGAAGACAGGGGAAGAAUCCGGAGCAGAUUGUCAUCUGGAAGGUCGCAGGCCCCUCCCCAGGGAAGGGUCCAAGACAGAAUAAAAGGAAGGUUGCAAGAUGAUGAGAGGAAAAGCUUCAGGGACCGAUCAAUGGGGAGAGAAUUGAUGGGUGAUAGAAGUGAUUUUGCUGGGCCAAAAAGUCUUGCUGAACUUAAAAAUGGGAGGAACACCGAGAAUAAGGAGCAACAUUUGCUGGGAAAGAGAAAAAGUUUGAGGGAUUACCCCCAAUCUGAAGAUGAUCUUCAGUUUGAAGGUCCAAAACCUCUAAGUGAAAUUCUGAAGGAGAAGAGAGGAGUUGGAGCUGGUGCGGCCUCUCAGAAUGGCAAAUCAUCUUACAAUAAGAAUGAAGAAGCUACUGAAAACAAAGAUCAUACACUUGUCUCAAACCCACAAAAUGGAGGGUUGUCUGAGACUAGGGGAGAGAUCAAGAGCCAUCUGCUAGUUAAUGAAAAAGAACCCAAGUUUCAGGCAACUGAUGCAGUUGGAAGAGACAUUGAUAAUGCUGAUGCAACUCAUGGCCAAUCAUCUGAGGAUGGAAUGAUCUAUGAUGAAGCGGCGGAGGAUCAGGAGUAUGAAGGUGAUGAUCAGAGAGAUGGGGACUAUGAUUAUGAGCAAGGUGAUGAAGGAGACUAUGACUAUGAACAAGUUGAGGAGGGUGAAAAUCAAGAGCAAGAGUACAUGGAUGAUGAAGAUGGGGAUGACUUUGCUAAGAAGAUUGGUGUCAUUCUUACAUAAUUAUGGAAAAGCUAAGAAUACACGGAUGAUAUGAAUGUGAUCUGGUGGACCUCUCAAACUUGUCUAGUUCUCUCUGACUGAGCAGCAUUUCUGCUUAAAAUUUGCUUGUAGAACUUGGGAUAUCAUUAUCAAUUUAUUUUCUUGUAUUAAUUAAUCCUUUUUAUUUUUACUGUGUUUUUCCUCUGAUUGAAUGGAUAUUUUUAUGUAAGCAAUGGGGCAUUUUGCUGUGCUCUCAUGCAGAGUGCAAGCCUGUAACGUUAGAAAGUUAAUAAUAAUAUUCGCAUUUACUC
This is a messenger RNA of Abrus precatorius (Indian licorice), 2640 nucleotides long. Its product is annotated as zinc finger CCCH domain-containing protein 17. The transcript is spliced from 3 exons. The coding region runs from base 233 to 2350 and encodes 705 amino acids. Gene Ontology annotation, molecular function: metal ion binding. The record is from RefSeq and is a predicted model, not a curated record. NCBI's taxonomy places the organism in Eukaryota, Viridiplantae, Streptophyta, Magnoliopsida, Fabales, Fabaceae.